This is a messenger RNA of Castor canadensis (American beaver), 1229 nucleotides long. RefSeq names its product hippocalcin like 4 (gene Hpcal4). The record is from RefSeq and is a predicted model, not a curated record. Gene Ontology annotation, molecular function: calcium ion binding. Lineage: Eukaryota; Metazoa; Chordata; Mammalia; Rodentia; Castoridae.
GAGCUGGGAGGCGGCUCUGGUGCGGACCUUGGAGAGCCCAGUUGCCCGCCCUUCGAGCCAGUCUCAUCCUCGCAGCCCGCCAAGGCUCAGAGCCAUCCAGCGACCCGGCGAGCGGCCUCAGGCCCCGCCAUGGGGAAGACCAACAGCAAGCUGGCCCCCGAGGUGCUGGAGGACCUGGUUCAGAACACGGAGUUCAGCGAGCAGGAGCUGAAGCAGUGGUACAAGGGCUUCCUCAAGGACUGCCCCAGCGGCAUCCUCAACCUGGAGGAGUUCCAGCAACUCUACAUCAAGUUCUUCCCGUACGGCGAUGCCUCCAAGUUCGCACAGCACGCUUUCCGCACCUUCGACAAGAAUGGCGACGGCACCAUAGACUUUCGGGAGUUCAUCUGCGCUCUUUCCGUCACCUCCCGCGGCAGCUUCGAGCAGAAGCUCAACUGGGCCUUUGAGAUGUACGAUCUGGAUGGCGAUGGUCGCAUCACGCGCCUGGAGAUGCUGGAGAUCAUUGAGGCUAUUUACAAGAUGGUGGGCACAGUGAUCAUGAUGCGAAUGAACCAGGAUGGGCUUACGCCCCAGCAGCGUGUAGACAAGAUCUUCAAGAAGAUGGACCAGGAUAAAGAUGACCAGAUUACGCUGGAGGAGUUCAAGGAGGCAGCCAAGAGUGACCCAUCCAUUGUGUUGCUGUUGCAGUGUGACAUGCAGAAGUAGAAGCUGGUGAGGGGCAGGGCCCCUGGCCAGGAGGGACAUGGCCAUCUCCCAACCUGAUGACCUCUCUGGAUGGCCCUUUCCCAGGGGAAGGGGCAUUCCAACCUCACUUUCUAGCCCACCUCCUCCUCUGUCCAAGCCUUCCUCCCCUCAGUCAAGUUCCAUGAGGGACGACCUCACCCCACAAAAGAGACAAGUUCUCAGGUAGUCUGUCAUCUAACCCCACCCCCAGCCUUGGCCCAGAGCUAACAUCCAUUGGGCGUCGGGGAGUUGGUUUUUGCCCCAAGAGUCAGGGUUAAGGAGAGGGACUGGGGUCCUGGUUUGAAAUCUUCUUGUUUUGGGGAUUUAUGCUUUAUAGAAUGUGGUUCCAUAGGCUCUGAAGAGCCAUAUUGGAUCUGUCCUUUUCUAAGGACCUGGAUUUCUUAAAGGUGUUCUCUGCCCUGCCCUCUCAACUCUCCCCAGCCCCUCUGGCCCCAGCUUUUGGAGCGUUCAUUCAGUCCUUUCUUCAGCUAAUGUUUAUUGAGCAC